This is a messenger RNA of Carassius auratus (goldfish), 2603 nucleotides long. RefSeq lists its product as uncharacterized. Gene Ontology annotation, cellular component: nucleus. Gene Ontology annotation, molecular function: DNA binding; transcription corepressor activity. The coding region runs from base 1050 to 2132 and encodes 360 amino acids. NCBI's taxonomy places the organism in Eukaryota, Metazoa, Chordata, Actinopteri, Cypriniformes, Cyprinidae. Gene Ontology annotation, biological process: negative regulation of Notch signaling pathway; positive regulation of neuron differentiation. The transcript has 7 exons. The record is from RefSeq and is a predicted model, not a curated record.
AUGAUCCUUCAGAAAUCAUUCUAAUAAGAUGAUUGAAUAUUAUCAGUUGAACAGUUGUGCAGCUUAUUUGUUUUUAGAAAUUGUGAUAAAUUUGUCUUUCGUGAUUGUACUACUUAUUAUUUUUUAAAGAAAGGUAAUACUACAACUGUCACUUAUAAUCAAUCAAUGUAUCAAAAUUAUUUUAAUGUGUGUGGGUAGGCAUUUCAAUGAUCCUACUAUUUACAGCCAAAUAAUAGAUUACAAGACCCAUACCAUAUUGCUCCUAGGCCUACCCUUGUGGUUUAUCAAAAAAUGUGAAGACUUAACGUUCGAUGUUUUCGUGGUGUAACUUGGGUGGGGAAGAUUGUGUAACAAAAAAGGUUUAAAGAGCAAAAAUAUCUGAACUUUAUUUAUUUUAUUCGUAUAUUUUUUUAUUGAAUUUCAAAAAUACAAUUCAGUUCUCAAGACAUUUAGCGAACAAUGUUUAUGAACAUAAGGAUGGCAUGGAUUGAUCCUCGUCUCCAUCUCUGCUCAUAGCAGACUAAUGGUUUGAGGGGAGUGGUUAAGCGUUUUCAAGCCAAGCUGUCAAACUGACGUUAUUAGAAAAGGAACGCCAUUCCAGACCGGAAAUAACUUAUCAGAUUUUGAUUAAAGAUUACCACGGCAAUGUGUGUGUGUACUUGUUCGGAUUAAUUUUUCACCACGAGAUUAUAACAUUCGCUACAAAAAUAAAAUUUUAUGUCGACUUUAAAAAUCAAAAUGCCUUACCAUAUUGUCAUUUUCAAUCCAUCUGAACCUGGUUCUCCUUGGAAUUGUUUCUGAGUAAUCUUCCAAGUACCUUUUGUAAGGUCCUGCACGCUUUGCCAUUAUUUAUCUUGCAAACACCUGCAUCAACAAAAAUGCAUCUCCGAUUUUUUAAAAAAAAAUUAUUUGUAACCGGGUGUCGUGAUAUUUAGUCAUGUGAUCCGUUCGCGCACAUGCCUAAUUAACAACACGACCUAUUGUUAGAAACAAACACUGCAAAGCAAAAAUAAAAAUAAAGAAAAUCCGUCAGUCACAACACUUAAACAAUGGCAUUUGCCAUUUAUUAUUUCAAGGACAAGAGCGUGGAAGUGGGUAAAACUGACUGGAUGAGUACUGAAGACCAGCAAAAUUGUUCAAAAAUUAUAACACAAUGUCCCACACUCGAGGAUGAAGAUGAUGGAUGGAUGAGUGUGAAGUGGGAAAAAGGCAGAAAAAAGAAAAAUUGUCCAGCCCUUUUUCCUGCAAAGGUUUUAAUGUUCGGUGACAACUAUAGUGAUCUCUGCCAGAAAAGGGAACAGUUCAUUAAGGGUGAAGACAUCUGGAAACAAACACUGAGGAGGAAGACAAAGCCAAACAGUUGGUUGAUGGAGGAUGUAGAAGAAGAGGAGAAUGAACAGCCCAAAAAAAAGCAAAAGUGUAAAAAGACAACAUGUACCCCAAAAGAGGCAGCAGACCAAAUGAUUGAAAACCUGAAGAAGGAGCUGAUGGCAAAGCAAACUUCUUUCCAGUCAGCUAUCGAAAAUGAGUUUUCAUCAGAUGAGGACAUACUUGAGAGAAACUGGAGUAAGGUACAACAGCAAAUGAAGGAACUUAAAAGAGAGAACAGGAGGCUAAAAGAAGACAACAUUAAAGAGAUACUUGAUGCCAUGAGAGAGCUUCCCACAGUAGUGACGAAGUUGAAAGAAGUGAUUGGACAAAUAACACUUCAGACCUCACCUACUGCAUCCACUUCUGCAACACCUUCAACAUCAGUAGACUCUGCAUCUGUUUCUCCUCAAGUGUUGUCUGAUGAUAUGGUGUUUCUCAUGCCAGGCUGUGAUGUCAAGGUCCCCAAGCGAAAGCUUAACUCUCUGCGGACGGCAAAUCCGUCAGUAUACAUCGGGGACCUUGCCGUGCUUGUCUAUGGAAGGGAAACCCUGUCUCAUUCAAGCUUGACAGGAAGACAGUCAGGGGCACACAAAGAUGUGGAAUCAAAGCCACGGCUUGAUAGCACAAAACUUGAUGCUAUAUUUGACCAUGCUCUGUCAAAGUUCCCUGACAUCACCAUGCAAGAUGUGAGACGCAUCAUAAGAAAAAAAUGCAACAACGAAAACUACAUCAAGCGAGCUACUACAAAGAAGCCCAUUUGAAUCAAAAUUUUUUGUUGUCAUAUAUUGAACAAUUAUUGUUUGGAUUUGUAGUUUCUUUAGGAACUGAUAUCUUUUAUGACACUACCGUAAACAUUGUGUUUACUGUUUUGUUUUGAACUGUAUAAUGUGAGUGUCAUUGUUAUUUUAAGUUUAUGUGGAAUCCUAUACAAUAGAUUUGUUUGAAAUUAUUGAUUUAUAAAGAUAACUUAUGUUCAUAAUUCUGAGUAUGUGAAUUUUUGUGUAGUCCACUGAUAAUGUACAAGAGAACUUAUAAUUUAAAGUGCAAUUAAAGGUAUAUUUAAAGUAUAAUAAUUAAUACCUAAAUAUCGUAGUGUACUUAAAGUGCAAAACUAAUAAAGAAUUAGUAAACUGUGAUGUUAAGUCCACUUAAAGAAUACUUGUAGUCUAAAACUACUAAACUAGUAGUUUACUGUGAGUACACUAAAGGAGCAAAAGCAAUGCAUAAUUAGU